UCAUGGCUGGAGAUUUUUGCAAUGCAAGUGGCUUCUAAAAUGCACCGCGUGGGCCGGAAGUGGAACCGAUUGCUGUUCCUUCUGGGGCGCGCGGAACCGCAGGCAAGACUGGCCAGCACGAGCGCGGCGGAAAUACGGCAAGCAUUCCUCAGCUACUUUCAAGACAAUGACCACAAAUUCGUGCGCUCAAGUCCGGUGAUUCCUCGUAAAGACAAAACUUUAGCGUUUGUGAACGCAGGCAUGAAUCAGUUCAAGCCGGUUUUCACCGGCGAGGAUGCGGCGCCGUGCCGCCGAGCGGUCAACUCUCAGAAGUGCGUGCGCGUCGGUGGGAAGCACAACGACCUGUCCGACGUCGGCGUGGACGGCACGCACCACACCUUCUUCGAAAUGCUGGGCAACUGGAGCUUCGGAGACUACUUCAAGCGAGAGGCCUGUCGCCUGGCGUGGAGACUCCUGACGGAGCGUUACGGCAUCGGGGAGCACCGCCUGUACGUAACCUAUUACGCCGGCGACCCGGGACAGAACCUGCCGGCUGACACCGAGACCAGAGACAUCUGGCGGGAUAUCGGAGUGCCGGCAGAGCGUGUGCUGCCGUUCCGCGCGGAGAACCUGUGGGAGAUGGGCCCGGUCGGGCCGUUCGGCCCCUGCACGGAGAUCCACUACGACCACCUGGGCCGCGCCGAGGCCGUGCCACACCGGGUCAACGCCGGCGGCGGCGACGUGGUUGAGCUGUGGAACCUGGUCUUCAUGCAGUACCUGAGACACGCGGACGGCCCGGUGACGCCGCUGCCGGAGCGGCACGUCGACACCGGGAUGGGCCUGGAGCGGCUGACGGCUGUCCUGCAGGGAACGGCGGACAACUACAGCACCGAUCUCUUCACGCCGCUCUUCAGCACCAUCUACCGGGGGAGCCCUGCGCCGCAGUACGGCGGCCGCUACGGCCGUGAUGACGUCACCGGACUGGACACGGCCUACCGCACGCUGGCGGACCACGCGCGUAUGGUGACGGCGACAGUGGCCGACGGCGCGGUGCCCUCCGACAAUCAGAAGCUGCGGCGCGUGCUGCGGCGCGCCCUCCACCUGGCCGAGCACACCUUCUACGCGCCGUCGCUGCUGCCCCGGCUGGUGAACCAGGUGGCUGAGAUGCUGGCGCCGGCCUUCCCCGAGAUGCACCACCAGCUUCGCAACGUGCAGGUGGUGCUGAGCUCGGAGCGCGAGGCCUGGCGGGCGUCGUCGGCGGUGGCGGCGGCCGCCGCCGGCCGGCUGGACGGCGAGCUGGCGCUGCGGCUGCACGAGCGGCAUGGCCUCUCGCAGGACGUGCUGGAGGAGGUGGCGCUAGUGCGCGGCCUACAGUUCGACGCUGAGGACUUUGAGCAGCGUCUGGCGGACAUCCAGAGCGACAGCCGACAGCAGGCACCGCCCAACCCCCACCUACCGGCCGCGCUGCUUCUGCACCAGCUCGGCCUGCCACCUACCGACGAUAGCGCCAAGUACGAGUAUACGCGCCUGCCGUCGGGUGAAUACGAGUUCCCGCCACUGGAGGCGCGCGUGCUGGCCGUGCUGGCCAACGGCCAGCCGCUGCCGGAGGCGACCGCUGGCGCCGCCUGCACCGUCGUGCUCGACCGCACCUGCUUCUACCCGGAGGGUGGCGGCCAGGCAGGCGACCGGGGCGAGCUGGCCGGGCCCGACGGCCGGCUGCUUGUGGAGGACACGCAGCGCUGCCGCGGCUUCAGCCUGCACCGCGGCACGCUGGCGGCCGGCCGACUGCGGCCCGGCGACGCCGUCACCUGCUGCCUGGACGCUGGCUGGCGGCUGGCCUGCAUGCGCCACCACACGGCCACGCACCUGCUGAACGCCGCGCUGCGCCGCGUGCUCGCCGCCACCGCGCAGACCUCGAGCGCCGUGGACGGCGAUCACCUGCGCCUGGAGGUGGCCUCCUACCAGGGCGCCAUCACGGCCGAGCAGGUGCGCGAGUGUGAACGGCUGGUGCACCAGUGGUCGGAGGCGGCGCUGCCCGUGGUCACCGGCUCGGCGCCGCUGGAGGCCGUGCUGCGGGACCCGGCGGCCACUCUGCUGGCCGGCGAGGUGUACCCGGACCCGGUGCGGCUGGUCCGCGUGCCGGACGUCUCGGCCGAG
Pollicipes pollicipes is the source of this 2136-nucleotide messenger RNA. Its product is annotated as alanine--tRNA ligase, mitochondrial. Gene Ontology annotation, biological process: alanyl-tRNA aminoacylation. The annotation marks the transcript as partial. The transcript is spliced from 12 exons. Gene Ontology annotation, cellular component: mitochondrion; cytoplasm. Gene Ontology annotation, molecular function: ATP binding; nucleic acid binding; alanine-tRNA ligase activity. The record is from RefSeq and is a predicted model, not a curated record. Lineage: Eukaryota; Metazoa; Arthropoda; Thecostraca; Pollicipedomorpha; Pollicipedidae.